AUGCUUUCUUUCGUCACCAACAUUUUCAAGAAGAAACCAAAAUCAUCAACCGAAACUUCAAACAAUGGAUCGGGUGGUCUUCAAGGUGAAUCCAAAUCAUUUGGUGCUAUUGGAAUUAUUCCUAGUAUGAGUAUUCCUCACAUUGAUGCCUCCUAUCAAAGUCAAGAUACCAAGUUUCGUAAAGAUCAGGCUACUUUCUAUACUGCUAAAUUUAAAGAAAUGAUAAAAGCUAGAAUAGCCUAUCGUAACGAUAAAUCCGAACCAACAUCCUUCUCUCUGUUGGAAGCUUCCCAAGCUGUUUUGUUUAGUUUUGGUGAAACUAGUUCGAUGAGAGGCCUUGGUGAUAAUUGGAUCGCAAUUUCUGAUGCUGAGAAUCCUGCAUAUAUUCGAUCACCAUUCAAGAUUAGUUCAGUCGUUAUGGGCUAUACAGAAGCUAUUGCAAUUACUGAAGAUGGAUUUGCAUUGGGCUGUGGUUCUAAUUCUAAUGGUCAGGUCGGAGUUGAUAGAUCAGAAAGUGAAUUGAAAGAUUUUAAAAUUUUUUCUGAAUUAAUUCCUCACUUUAUUGUUCAAGCAUCUUGUGGAUAUUACUUUACAUUGUUUUUAUCCAAGGAAGGUGAUGUGUACGGCUGUGGAGAUAACUCUCAUGGUCAAUUGAGUGAAGGAUACAAAGGUUUGACACACAAGAUUGAUAUACCUGAAAAGAUCAGAUCCAUUCACGCAGGUUACUAUCAUUCAAUCUUUGUAAGUUUUGAUGGAAAUGCCUACUGUUGUGGGCAAGGUUUUGGAAGAGCUAUCACUAAAAUCACUGGAAUCCCUAAAUUAAUUUCUGCAUCUGGUGGUUAUGACUAUAGUUUUUUCAUUACUGAUCAGGGAGAAGUUUAUGCUUGUGGUGAAUUGGGUCAUAUGCUUUUUGGAUCAGCAAAUGGAAAGCAUACAACAAAAAAGGUUGAAGGAUUUAAUCACAAAGUAGUGACAGCUGACUCUGGUUACUAUCACACCUUAUUUACUACUCAGGAAGGGGUGGUCUACUCAUGCGGAAGAAAUCAAUAUAAUUGUCUCAAUAGAAAAUCCGAGAGUGGUGCUGAGGAUUGUCGUUUAUUUGAACACAAAAAUUUCAAGAAUAUUGUUCAAGUGAGUUGUGGAGGUUAUCACUCAGCAGCUCUUGAUUCUGAAGGUAAAGCUUACUUGUUUGGACACAGUGGAUUCAAUCAAAGUACAAAGGAGGAACAAAAUCAACCAGGAAUUUUGAAAACUCAAACAACUCUAUCAGAAAUGAAUUUAUUCCCAGACUCUAUGAAAAUCAACUCUGGGGGAAAUAUCCAAUUGAAAGCUGUUUGUGUUGCAUGCGGAGGUUGGAAUACUAUGGUUGCUUGCUCACCAUAUCUCCCAAUAUUUACAUCAAAGAGUGAGAAGGAAAUGCUUGCAAAACUGAAAACAUACUUGCAUGAAUCACCAGAAAACCAUCAACUUUUCGAUAUUGACAUUAUCAUUACAAAUCCAGUUAUGUAAUUUACAUAUAAACUCUGAGAGUUUUUUAUUU
Molecule: messenger RNA, 1540 nt
Organism: Naegleria gruberi
Lineage: Eukaryota; Heterolobosea; Eutetramitea; Acrasida; Naegleriidae
Product: RCC1 domain-containing protein
Exons: 1
Coding region: 1-1509 (502 amino acids)
Source: RefSeq, a predicted model, not a curated record